GUGAGCUUCGAGUGCUCAGCCUCUCCAUAAGCCAUUUGUGCCGCUAUCCUAUAUCGCUGGUAUUUCGGUUGUCCUCUGUUUGUAUCUUGGGAUGCCUAUCCACAGACACAUUAAAAACGUAGUGCAUAACUACACGGAUGCUGAGAGAAAAGUCCGUGAAGCCACUUCGAAUGAUCCCUGGGGUCCUAGUAGCACUUUAAUGGCUGAAAUAGCAGACAAGACUCAUAACGUAAUGGCAUUCACGGAAAUAAUGCAAAUGAUUUGGCGGCGAUUGAAUGAUAAAAGUAAAAAUUGGCGUCAUGUGUACAAGUCACUUGUUCUACUGGAUUAUUUAACGAAAACAGGCAGCGACAAGGUGGCUACACAAUGUCGGGAAAAUAUUCACUCGAUUGAAACACUCAAAGAUUUUGAAUAUGUUGAAGAUGGCAAAGAUUGUGGUCAAAAUGUUCGUGAGAAAGCACGUCUAUUAAGUUCACUUCUUAGAGAUGAAGAACGUCUGCAUGAAGAACGUACAAAAGCUUUAUUAGCUCGUGAUCGUUUAAUGCAUGGUGGACUUGGAAUAACAGCUUCUGCUUCAGCUGGUGGUGAUUCACCAAAUAAAUAUGGAUUUUCAUCUACUGGUCGUAGUAGUUAUCCAAUUGGAUAUCCUGGUUCAAGUUAUUUUGAAAAAUCAACCUUACCUUUACCUUCAAAAUCCCCUGUCCCUCAUGCUUCAACUGAACUUGAAUCGGUUAGGCCACAAUCUGCUGGUGAAGAACAACUUCAUUUGCAACUCGCUUUGGCUAUUAGUAAAGAAGAACACGAUAGAGAGGAACGCCGAAGACGAGCUGAAGAGGCAAAAGAAGAAGCCAAAGUACAAAUGGUGAUAGAACAGAGUCGUCGGGAAGAACAGAAGGAUAAAUCAAGUCGACAUUCAACAUCAAAUAUUCCUUCAGCAUCUAGUGCUUUUGAAUCACCAUCGUAUACUUCUAGUGGUGGAUUAUUCAGCUUAGUUGAUACUUCAUUAUCGGCUGCACCAGCUCAUCUACCAGAUCCAUGGUCAACACCGUUAGUACCUCCAAACAAUCCCCUGAAUAAUACAUCAUCGCCUACUCCGUCUACUUCGUUUACUAAUAAUACAUUGGCUCCGUCAACGUCGACAUUUCCACUUGUACCUAUUGAUGAUCCUUGGAGUCCAAAAAGUCAGCCAAAUGUUCAAGCCUAUCCUACAGCAAGUAAUUCAGACAGUGUGUGGAAUUUAGAAUCGACUCUAGGUGCUACACUACCGUCCACAUCGAAUAUAAAUAAUGAAUCGAAUCCAUUAAAUCAUCAUAAUCAACAGCAUAACAUAACUACUAACAACACCAACAACACUGUCACUACCACUCCAGCUACCACCACCAUGGCCAACAACAAUGGUCACUUUGAUUUUGAUUUAAAUGGAAAUGUAGCUAAUGGUAGUGAAAGUUUUCAGCAACAACAACAACAACAAUUGCAGCACCAGCAGUUUGUUGCUUCGUCUUCUUCGUCGUCUUCUUCUGCUUCUCAAAUCAAUCAGGCCUCUUCAUCACCAUCAUCAGCCAACGAGUUGCAACAAGACCUGCAACAACCUGUACGUAAACGAACUCCUGCUGACUUCUUAGGUGAACAUCAAAAACUGGUUGAUCUAGAAAAAUUGGUUGAGAAAAAUCCAGCGUCAACGAAUCCGUUCACAGUUGGCCCAAAAUCUGUAACAGGCGCUGCAUCGAAUCCAUUCAUAGCUAAUCAACAUAUAAAACCAUCAUUGAAUCAGUUGGCGCCAACAUCAGCCGCCGCUUUACCAGGACCAAGUUAUUAUAAUCCUUCGGUGAAUAUUCCUACUGCUGCUGCUAAUAAUCAUAUUAAUAAUCCAAUGUACUAUCCGGUUCGACCUUAUUUCGCCGCCGCUGCCGCUGCAAAUGUACAACCUAAUUAUUUAGUAGCGAUGAAUUCAAAUGCUGCAUGGUCUGUUUUAGAUGGUUCUGGCGGUAAUAUGAUGCAUCAACAACAAGCAAGUAGUUUGAAUCCAUUUUAUUGAAAUUUUUUCUUCUGCUUUUUUAAUUUUUAAUUUCAACGUUAUUAUCACAUAUAUAACUAUUAACUAACUCUCUUAUAUAUAUAUAAUCACCAAUCACCAUCGCUUACAAUCUGACUCUCUAUAAUUUUUGUUUGGGAUCAGUUGCUUUUUUCUCUCUCUCUCUCUUUCUUUUUGUUUCUUAUCUACUUUACUAUUUCAUUUCACACUAAAUUUAAUUUAGUUUUCAAAGAAACACAAUGUGGUAAAUACCUCCCCUCCAGACAAUGCUCCAUCUCUCUUCUCUGUGAUAUAAUAAUAGGCGGUGGUAUAUUAUCCUAAUAAUAUCACUUGUUGUAUGCACAGUGUGUAUGGAUUUCAACAUUCUUGCAGACAAUCAAACUGGAGUAGUGAGAGUGUUCAUUGCUUUCUCCUUCGUCUUCUUCGUCCUCUUCUUCUUUGUGUGUUAACAUAGAGUUGUCAGGGAUCUUUCAUCUUUCUUCAGUAAGUAAGCAAGCUGGUGAUUGAUUAUAUUACCCUCAACAAUACAUACUUACAUACGUCAUCCAUCUAUCACCAAUUGUCCAUCCAUCCAUCCAUCUACAAAAUUGCAGUUAUCUAAUCCAGGCUCAUUUUCAGCAGUAUACACACGUAUUAUAACAUACAUGAUUUCGUCUUUUUGUGCUUCUGUUUUUUUGUUUGUUUCGUUUUUCUUGCUAAUUAUGAUGUGUGUUUAUUGUUCGUGUGUGAGGUCGGUGCGACUGACACCACCUCAACCACCACCCCCGCCACUACUGUUACUGCUAAUGUGCUACUACUACUACUACUAUUUAUUUUAGUGAUUUGAAAUGACGAAUCAUCCAUCACUUUUGUUGAUUUUGUUUUGUUUUAUUAUUAUUAUUUCUAUUUUCUCUGUUUUAAUAACUUUAGACAUCGUUCAUUUAUUUGUUUGUUUGUUUUUCUGUAUCUAUGUGUAUCUAAUGCUUUAUUUGCGGGGGUCGGAGGUGGUGGGUGUGCGUGCGUGUGUGAUACAGACAGACAGAAAUACAGUCAACAUGAUUUCCCCUCAUUGGGAUAAUAUGAAUAAUAAUAAUAAUCUUCAGCAUAUAUUUCUUUCUCCUCUCCUCUCUUUCUGUGUGUGUGUGU
Molecule: messenger RNA, 3157 nt
Organism: Trichobilharzia szidati
Lineage: Eukaryota; Metazoa; Platyhelminthes; Trematoda; Strigeidida; Schistosomatidae
Source: the annotation of a GenBank genome assembly